Medicago truncatula (barrel medic) is the source of this 3516-nucleotide messenger RNA. RefSeq names its product G-type lectin S-receptor-like serine/threonine-protein kinase SD2-5. The transcript has a single exon. The coding region runs from base 880 to 3357 and encodes 825 amino acids. Gene Ontology annotation, biological process: protein phosphorylation. Gene Ontology annotation, molecular function: ATP binding; protein serine/threonine kinase activity. Lineage: Eukaryota; Viridiplantae; Streptophyta; Magnoliopsida; Fabales; Fabaceae. The record is from RefSeq and is a predicted model, not a curated record.
UAUCAUAUCAUACACAAACAAAUAUCCAAGUGCCAGCCUUUCUAAGCUGUACAUUCAUUAUCAUAUCAUCAUAUUCAUUCACAUCAUUCUUCUCUAUUAUCCUUCUUUUUUUUUUUUUUUUUGCAUCACUUUGCUUCAAAAUUGUUGUGAAAGAUUCAUGUGUUUCAUCACACUUCACGUGCACAAAUAAUCCAUUGUUUCAUAGUCAAACAAUCAAUAGUACAUUUCUUCAAAUGUUCUUACCAUAAUCUUCUUGCUUAAUUUUUCUGUUCUUUCUUCAUCAUGUGUGAAACCAAGACUCACUCAUCAUUUUGAGGUAAACUUUUGUUGGUCAAUUCAAGUGUCAACAAAGUUUCUUUUCAUUUUUGUGGUUUGAUAUUUUUCCACUUUCUUUUCUAUCUUUUCUUUCUUCCAUAUUGCUUUUCCACUAUGUAACCAAGAUAACAUAAUUCAACCCUCUUCUAUCAUAUUCAUGAAUUCCAUUUUUUUUGUUUAUGCCAUAUUGCUUUUCCACUAUGUGGUCAAGGUAGAAAAUCCACCUUAAAAAGUUGUUUUUGUUUUUUAUACAAACUCAUGUUAAAACAUGUAUGGCUAUGAACAUGUUUAUGUCCUAUUUCAACCCUCUUCUCUCUUGUUUAUGAAUUCCAUAGUUUUUUUGCUUUGCUUCUUUAUGAUAUAUAAAUACCUCAUAUAAGAACCAAGUAAUUUCACAAAGGGUGGUUGAUGAGUUUCUAGUCAAACAAUUCUUCCUCACAUAGAAGUACUAGAAUUCGAACCUUGACUACAACAAUUCUCGGUCAUACUUUACUUAUCUCCGAACUCUAAGACCGAAAAAAAUCCUCAGAUAAGAAUUGGCUGUUGGAGUAGAACUACAAAACCAUGAGAAAUCAUUGGCCUCUUUUCCAUAUUGUGAAUACCCUAUGGUUAUGUUUGUGUAUCAUACUUUUGUCAGAAGUAGUUUUGGUUUCGGCUAGUAUUCAACGGAUUGGAAAGAUCUCACCUGGAUUUGAAGGCUCUCAAAUGAAUUGGAUUGAUAGGAAUGGAAAAUUUCUUGUGUCAAACAAACAAGAAUUUGGUUUUGGCUUUAUCACAACUUCAAAUGACAACACAUUGUUUCUACUUGCAAUAGUCCACAUGGAUAGCACAAAAGUUGUUUGGACUGCAAAUAGAGAAUCUCCUGUUUCUAAUUCUGAUAAGUUUGUGUUUGAUGAAGAGGGUAAUGCUUUUUUACAAAAAGGAAAAAAUUCAGUUUGGUCAACAAAUACAAGUGGCAUGAAAGUUUCUUCAAUGGAAUUACAAGACAAUGGAAAUUUAGUUUUGCUUGGAAAUGAUAGUAAUGUGAUUUGGCAAAGUUUUGAUCAUCCAACAGAUACAUUAUUACCAAUGCAAAAAUUCACCAAAGGAAUGAAACUUAUCAGUGAACCUGAUUCUAACAAUUUCACCUAUGUCCUCGAAAUUGAAUCACAUUCUGGUAAUGUUCUUCUUUCCACAGGUUUACAAUCUCCACAGCCUUAUUGGUCUAUGCAAAAUGAUAUCCGAAAAAUACCUAAUGAAAACGGCGACGAGGUAAAUUUUGCAACUCUUGAUGCAAAUUCAUGGAAGUUCUAUGACAAAAGGAAAUCAUUGUUGUGGCAAUUUAUUUUUUCUGAUGCUGCAAAUGCAACUUGGAUAGCAGUUUUAGGAAGUGAUGGCUUCAUAACUUUCACCAAUCUUAAAAAUAAAGGCUCAAGUGGUUCAUCGACAACAAGAAUACCUCAAGAUUCUUGUAGUACACCACAACCUUGUGGACCUUAUAACAUAUGCAUUGGUGACAAAAAAUGCAGUUGCCCUUCUGUUCUUAGCUCCAGUCCUAGCUGUGAACCGGGUUUUGUUUCGCCUUGUAACUCGAAAAGUUCCGUUGAGCUUGUUAAAGGUGAUGAUGGACUCAAUUACUUUGCACUUGGAUUUCUUCCACCUUCUUUGAAAACCGAUUUGAUUGGUUGCAAAAAUUCUUGCAGUGAAAACUGCUCAUGUCUUGCUAUGUUCUUUCAAAGCAGUUCAGGAAACUGUUACCUUUUAGAUAGGAUUGGAAGCUUUGUGAAAACUGAUAAUGAUUCUGGCUUUGCCUCUUACAUUAAAGUCUCAAGAGACGGAAGUAGUGACACAGAAACAGACACAGCAGAAAGUAGAAACAGGAAUGUGCAGACAAUAGUUGUUGUGAUCAUUGUAAUAGUAACAUUGUUUGUCAUUUCUGGCAUGAUUUAUGUGGGACUAAAAUGCUCAAAGAAAAAGGAAAAUUUGCCUGAAUCUCUGGUCGAGAAUUCAGACGGUGAUGACGAUUUCUUGAAGAGUUUAACUAGUAUGCCGAUCCGUUUCAGCUACAACAAUUUAGAAACUGCGACGAAUAACUUCUCGGUGAAGUUAGGUCAAGGUGGUUUCGGUUCGGUAUAUAAAGGAAUUCUAAAAGAUGAAACUCAAAUAGCUGUGAAGAAAUUGGAAGGAAUUGGUCAAGGGAAGAAAGAAUUUAAGGUUGAAGUUAGCACAAUUGGAAGCAUUCAUCACAAUCAUUUGGUAAGGCUUAAAGGUUUUUGUGCUGAAGGAUCUCAUAAACUUCUUGUUUAUGAAUAUAUGGAAAAUGGUUCAUUGGAUAAAUGGAUAUUCAAAAAAAAUAAAGAAUUAUCUUUGGAUUGGAACACAAGGUACAAAAUUGCAGUAGGAACAGCCAAAGGACUAGCUUAUUUGCAUGAAGAUUGUGACUCAAAGAUUGUUCAUUGUGAUAUUAAACCAGAAAAUGUGCUUUUAGAUGAUAAUUUUGAAGCCAAAGUUUCCGAUUUCGGUCUUGCGAAGCUCAUGAACCGUGAACAAAGCCAUGUUUUUACAACAAUGAGAGGAACAAGAGGUUAUUUAGCACCAGAAUGGAUCACAAACUAUGCUAUAUCAGAGAAAAGUGAUGUUUAUAGCUAUGGAAUGGUGUUGUUAGAGAUUAUUGGAGGAAGGAAAAACUAUGAUCCUAAAGAAAAUUCGGAGAAAUCGCAUUUUCCUUCUUUUGCUUAUAAGAUGAUGGAACAAGGGAAGAUGGAAGAUUUAAUUGACUCUGAGGUGAAAAUAUGUGAAAAUGAUGUGAGAGUUGAGAUUGCUUUGAAUGUUGCAUUUUUGUGUAUACAAGAAGAUAUGUGUUUGAGGCCUUCUAUGAAUAAAGUUGUACAAAUGCUUGAGGGUCUAUGUGAUGUUCCUAAGGUACCAAAUGGGUCUCCAUUAGGUUCUAAAUUUUAUUUAAAUUUGCUUAGACCAACAAGUGAGAGUGGGACUUCUUCAGAACCAACAGAGGUGAAUAGUGAUGCAUAUCUCUCGGCUGUUAGACUUUCAGGGCCAAGAUAACGGCGAAACACACAUAUACUAAGGGUAGAGAAGUGAGAAGUUGUAGGUUCGAAUUAAAUGUCCUUGUAGUCUUUUACCGUCUAAGUUGUACUUACGGGAUGUUGUAAUUUAUUUUCAUUAGUAGUAUUUAUUUCUUUCUUUUUGGUGUUAAUGAGGAAA